CCGCCUUUCCCUCGCAACUUGCAAGUCGCCACAAAAGGUUCACAUUCCCACACUCCCGCCGUCGCUUCCGCCAUAUCAGGUCUUACUUGGCAAGAGCAACCUAUCUAGCUCAGACAUGGCAUACCAACAACCAUAUGGCGCUCCAGCCCAGGGAGGUUACAAGCCCCCACAACAACAACAACAGCAGCAGCAACAAACAUACGGCGCUCCUCAACAGUACGGCGGCGCUGCCCCGCCUCCCCAAUAUGGUCAGCCACAACAACAACAGGCCUAUGGUCAGCCGCAACAACAGGCCUAUGGCCAACCACAACAACCAUAUGGACAGCAGUCUUACGGCGUUUCUCAACAAGCUCCGCCAAGUCAGGUGCCUCCUCCAGGUGCUGACCCUCAGUUAUGGUCAUGGUUCGUGGCGGUAGAUGCGGACCGAUCUGGCGAGUGCAAUCCUCAAGAGAUCCAGCGGGCUCUCAUCAACGGCGAUUGGUCCCCUUUCUCGCUGGAAACGGUGCAAUUGAUGAUGACGCUGUUUGACCGCGACGGCUCAGGCAGCAUCAGUUUCCAGGAGUUUGUGAGUUUGUGGAAAUACAUCGAGGACUGGAAACGCAUCUUCAAACAAUUCGACCGAGAUAACUCCGGCACCAUCAACCGCGCCGAGCUCCGCCAAGCCCUAUCCGCCUUCGGCUUCAACGUCUCCGACCGCGUCGUGGACGUGGUCGUCAAGAAGUUUGCAAAGAAAGGCGCAGUAGAUAUUACUUUCGAUUCGUUCAUCUGUGGAUGUGUUACGGUUAAGAAUUUGUCGGAGGCGUUCCAGAGUUAUGAUCAGGAUCGGGACGGCUGGGUCAACAUGAGCCACGACAUGUUCCUCGAAAUCGUCAUCGGCACAAGAGCGUAAAAAAGGAUCACACUUCGCAAUUCCUCAUAAUCAACGCACCACCCCAAAUCGUCUCGUUACUCGUGCUGUCGACGAUCGACCAUCGGCCUUCUGAUAUACACCAAUAUAUCCCCAUUUUGCAAUAAUGAAACCACUCUGUGAGCCGUUGGCGCUGAUCGUAUACUCACGCACCGAAUACGGAUAAUGAUGCACUCAACGAUCCCCCCCCCCCCGAAAAAAGUCCACAUGUUUACAGCCUCCGUUCUUUG
This is a messenger RNA of Fimicolochytrium jonesii, 1137 nucleotides long. RefSeq lists its product as uncharacterized. NCBI's taxonomy places the organism in Eukaryota, Fungi, Chytridiomycota, Chytridiomycetes, Spizellomycetales, Powellomycetaceae. Gene Ontology annotation, molecular function: calcium ion binding. The transcript is spliced from 8 exons. The record is from RefSeq and is a predicted model, not a curated record. Bases 116 to 889 code for a protein of 257 amino acids.